Molecule: messenger RNA, 1509 nt
Organism: Epinephelus moara (kelp grouper)
Lineage: Eukaryota; Metazoa; Chordata; Actinopteri; Perciformes; Serranidae
Product: potassium channel subfamily K member 5-like
Exons: 5
Coding region: 88-1443 (451 amino acids)
Biological process (GO): potassium ion transmembrane transport; stabilization of membrane potential
Cellular component (GO): membrane
Molecular function (GO): potassium ion leak channel activity
Source: RefSeq, a predicted model, not a curated record
AGCAGAGCGGGUGGAAUAGCGACAGACCUCACAGGGAAUAAGAGCUGCUGAACUCGCCGACUCAAAGACUGAAGUUAUGAGUUUAAUAUGGCUGAUAAGGGUCCGUUUUUAACGUCAUGUAUUAUUUUCUAUUUGUCGAUCGGGGCCGCGAUAUUCCAGAUUCUCGAGGAGCCAAACUGGAAAUCAGCCAGAGAGGAAUAUAUCCUACAGAAGGAAAGGAUUUUGAGGAACUAUGGCUGCUUGACAAAAGAAAGUCUGGAUGAGAUUAUACAGGUUGUGUCAGAUGCUGCGGGCCAAGGUGUGACCAUCACCGGGGAGAAACAUCUCAACACGUGGGACUGGGGGAACUCUGUCAUCUUUGCCGCCACUAUUGUCACCACUAUAGGUUAUGGUAAUGUUGCUCCGAAGACUAAAGGUGGUCGUGUGUUCUGCAUCCUGUACGGUCUGUGUGGGAUCCCCCUGUGUCUGGUAUGGAUAAGCGAGCUGGGUUCGUUCUUCGGAGACCGGGCCAAACGUUUGUCCCAGGUUAUGAUCCGUAAAGGCAUUUCAGUGAAAAAGGUCCAGUUAACCUGUACAGUCUUAUUCCUGUUAUGGGGGCUGAUUGUGCACCUGGUGAUCCCUCCAUUUAUUUUCAUGUCUCUGGAGGGGUGGAGCUACUUAGAAGGCCUCUACUUCUCUUUCAUCACUCUCACUACAGUUGGUUUUGGAGAUUAUGUGGCAGGAGUAAAUCCAAACAUGGACUACCCCAGACUGUACAGAGUGUUUGCAGAGUUAUGGAUCUACAUGGGCCUGGCCUGGCUGUCUCUGUUCUUCAGCUGGAACGUCCACAUGGUGGUGAAAGCUCACAAGGUGCUAAAGAAAAGAAGACACAGGCACAGACGCUUCUACGACGAGGAACCCCCGCCGGAAGAGGAGAAGCACAGCCCAGGAAUAAAGCCAGACGUCAUCGACAUCUUCAACUUCCUAUCAGAGAAGGACGACGACGACUACGGCACUGUCAUCAAGGAAAUAGGAACCACAGCAAGUAGAAAGCCUGCAGACAACAUAAAUCGCUCCAAGAGCUGCAGUGACAUCUUGGUCACUAACAUCCAGACCCUGGAUCGCUCGCCGCGGCACAGACGCAUGAUCAGCAUCAGUGAAGUGUUCAUGAACGCAGAGGCUAUCGUGCACGAAGAUGAACACAAGGUGCAUCCUCUGAGUCCUCUAAUAAAAGAAAGCAGCGAAGACCCUGAACCUGCAGAGUGCGUGAAGACGGACAAAGAGGAAAACAAGGACAGUCCUGAAUCUGAUUCAGAGACUGCGGGUAUCACCUUCACUGUACCUCCUGAGAAUGCUACAGAGGAGGAAAGGGUACAGCAUCCUGAUGGUGGUGGAGGGACUAGAUUUACAAUAUCAAAGGUUGUAGAGGAAGAUUUGUUAGUUGAUAAGGAUGAAAAAGGGUAAAAGAUCUUCUCUAAAAGUCCUUUACUUUUACCAGAAAUGUGGAAAUAGUGUUAUGUGAAGGAGUUU